Messenger RNA from Chlamydomonas reinhardtii, 1840 nucleotides. RefSeq lists its product as uncharacterized. NCBI's taxonomy places the organism in Eukaryota, Viridiplantae, Chlorophyta, Chlorophyceae, Chlamydomonadales, Chlamydomonadaceae. The transcript has 6 exons. The record is from RefSeq and is a predicted model, not a curated record. Bases 171 to 1112 code for a protein of 313 amino acids.
CGGCAUAUCUCAUCAUACCACUACGCAUAGCACACACGAAGCUGCAAGACAGCGUUGCUCCUCGACUGUACUGAGUUUCCUUAGCUCGCGCCUCCUCGAUUCUUUUCCAGUUUUCGUUAAAGCUGAUGUCUUUAUAACCAGAGCGUUACACAUACACGUUGCUCACUGCGAUGGGAGCCCCAGGAGGAGAUACUGGCUUCGUCAAUGCGCCGUGGGCAGCAAGGCCGUCGGGCCGUUCAAUGUUUGGGAAGCAGGCGGAUAGUCGUAAAGGCAACGCGCCUAUUCUAUCUAUGGGCGCAAAGACCCCUGUCGCCGACGGAAAACAGUUCCUCUCAAGAAAGCACGUCGAGGUUGAACGCAAGUGCCGGGAGGGCCCUGGCCACAUCUAUGAGGUACCCGGAGCGCUUCACAAGCAACCAGAGGCAAGCAAACAGACAUCGCCAUCGUUUUCGCUGCCCCGGGCGCCCCGGCUGAAGGAAACACCCUCCACGACACCUGGACCGGGAAACUAUGACGCGGGCCUCUCCUCCGUCGACCCCCGCCAGCCGCUGUCUCCCAACCGCAGCCCGCAGCGGGUCAAUUUCGGCAGCAGCACCCGGGAGCAGGGCAGCAAGGUGUUCCUGUCGUCACGACACGUGUCGGAUAAGCGCGGCACGCAGGGCCCGCCGCCCGGCAGCUACGAGCUGCCGGGCGCACUGGGGCCGCAGGUCAUCAAGCCCAGCUCGCCCAGCUUCUCCCUGCCCCGGACGGACCGGCUCAAGGACAAGUAUGAGCAGCUGUCAAAAACGAUGCCAGCGGUGGGGCAGUACGAGACCUGGACAAGCAUUGGAAAGCAAACACUGUCGCCAUCCAAGACUAUGCCUGCUUACGGCUUUGGCAGCAGCAGCCGGGAGAAGGAGGGCCAGCGCUUUAUGUCCUCCACGCACGCCAAGACGCUGCGCGGCUCAUUCUCGCCGCCCAACUACAACCACCAGCAACCGGAGAACACGACCGGCUUCGGCAAGCAGAAGCUGAGCCGCAACACCAACGUACCAGCCUACGGGUUUGGUUCGCAGCCCCGGCUGCAGUUCAAGACGUCCAUGACGCCGGGACCGGGCGCGUACGAAAACUAAAUGUCAGGCCAGUGAUGUGUGUUAGACCAGGCCCUCCAACUGAGGGGCAGCUAAUAGGGUAGGUCCGCUGCGCAGCACUGCGACUUUCAUGUAUGGGUGGGGUGUGCGUGUAGUGUGUCUCAGGCGCCGCGUAGCAUACUCCAUGACUACCGUACCUAGUGCAGAUUAUCAGGAUGAGACAUGUGGCCGGGCGGACAUUCAUGCGUGUGUACGGAAGCAGCGGCAGCCAACUCCAAGCAGUGCGGCGGCGUGGGUACUUGGUUGGGUUGUGCUAGCUGUACCUACUGUGUUGAAUACUCGCCAGGCAGUGAUGCUGCGUGCCGCGUUUGGACGCAAGGCCUGCGCCUCAUUGACCAAUGUAUGGGUUUGGCUACUGACCUGCUUUAUGACGGGGGUUAACUUGAUUGAUCUGGAGGGUGAGGCCUCGUGGCGAGGCCUCGAUAUAUUCAUGCAGGAGAAUAGCGACAUUAUGAGGCUUAGAUAGAGCUUCGGGGUGAUGCGGCUGCGCAGGCGGUGGAGUGGUGCGGUUGAGGGCGGUGUGGGCAUGGCGUGCCGUGUCCUGGAUGGUGUUCUGCCCGGUGAACCGCUUUGCCUGUGACUAGACAGAUAAGACAGAUAAUUUCGCAUUGUCGUGAUACAUUCAAGCAAAGAUUAUUGAGACUGUGGGUUAGGCAAAGGCGAUGGCCCUCCACAGAACAAAAGCCUGCGUACUGUAACUAUGCGAUAUC